Molecule: messenger RNA, 1342 nt
Organism: Durusdinium trenchii
Lineage: Eukaryota; Dinophyceae; Suessiales; Symbiodiniaceae
Source: the annotation of a GenBank genome assembly
UACCAUUUUUCUAAUUGCAGUUGAGAAAUGGUAAUUCAAUUGUUCUGACUCAUGACUUGUGUCCCUUCCCAAUGCCAGACCUUCGCGGGCAGAGGCAGAUGAAGAACAUUACUGUGGAGGCUGACUUGAUCAGCUACAACAGUGCGAUCAGUGCUUGUCGUGAGGAUGCAUGGCCCUACGCUUUGCACCUCAUGGCAGUUGCUGAAACAGACAGUCAACAGCUGGAUGUCAUCUCAUACAGCUCUGCCGUUUGCGCUUGUGAAACAGCAUGUGAGUGGCAAUCGGCUUGGCUGCUUUUGCAAACUGUUCGCCAGAAGCGUCUCAUAAACGUGAUAGCAUUGAAUUCAUUCCUGAGCACUUUGGCGAGAGCUGGACAAUGGGAAUUAGCCUUGUGGCUGAUAUAUCGGGAGCGCCCCGUGAAGCUGGACGUGAUCAGCUACAGCUCGGGCAUCAACGCCUGUCAGAAGUCAUCCUCCUGGCAGCAUGGCCUUUUCUUGCUGCAAGAUGCCAAUGGCCGGCAGUUGCACCUGAACGUUGUCAGCUACAGUGCCGCCCUCAGCACCUCUGGCCCUUCGGCAUGGCAUAUGGUCCUGGGUCUUCUACGACGUUCGGGCAAUUUCCGACUCCAACUCAACGAGGUCUCGCCGCUUGGAAUGGAGAGAAUCACAAGGAAGUCUCGACCAACUCUUGGCGCCCAGAGAUCAUUUGUGUGUGUUCAUUUUAAAUCUUUAAUUUAUUCAUUAUGAUUGUUUGUAAGCGUUUGUGCUCGAGCACAACCCCAGAUGCUCAAGACUUUGUUCCGUCAGUGUGGGUCACAUUAGUCACUAACAUUUGACAAAAUUUGUCAAAAGCAAGAGCAAGAACAGGGAGCAGCUUCGCACACAUUGUUGCACUUUGUGAGUAGUAAGAUGAUGGGAAUUGCAAUCAGAUGGGGCCUUUUCAUACAGUUCCUUUGAUAGUGUCCCUGCUUAGAUACAACGGAGCUGCGGGAUCACUUUCAAACAGCUCGAAAUGGUUGUACGCUUUUCGCUUGCUGAGCCGAGCUGCUCACGUGGCUCUGCGUGAACCGCGGGAUGGGCGAGCAGCUGCCAUCCACGGCGCUGCAGGACAUCGUGCCUGGCGCACUGGACUGCAGGCGGCAUAUGCUGGGGAGGCACUGAACGUGGUGAGCUUCAACGAGCUUGUGUCCGUCUGUGAGAUGACAGAUGCUUGGCACUGCCAUGGAAAUGCUGUGCAUUUGGAAUAUUUGAAUCCAAACAAAGACAGUAAAUCACAGCAAAUCAGAUUUCUUGAGUACCGUCACUGACCACUCAAUUUGAUUCUGUGAGCGACAAAACAAAAG